Molecule: messenger RNA, 4664 nt
Organism: Apodemus sylvaticus (European woodmouse)
Lineage: Eukaryota; Metazoa; Chordata; Mammalia; Rodentia; Muridae
Gene: Nfasc
Product: neurofascin
Exons: 31
Coding region: 292-4317 (1341 amino acids)
Biological process (GO): brain development; cell-cell adhesion
Molecular function (GO): cell-cell adhesion mediator activity
Source: RefSeq, a predicted model, not a curated record
GCGAGAGGUGCUGCAGGGGACGCGAGGGAAGUGGCGGCGCCGGGAGCGGACAUCUGGGACUGCACCCAGGGCUGGAGCCGGAGCUCCUGGAGUUUGACUGACUUAUGUGCGAUUUGGGAGCCUGGAGUUUUCCUGCCCUCUGUCGACAGGAGCAGAGCCUCCGCUGGUGUUGUGAAAAGCAGGCCGAAUGAGGCAGAGAAGCUGAACACUGUCUGGAAAGCCCACAUAGAGCGGCACAAGGCAUCAAGAGCCCCUGGGCCGGGCAGCGGGGAGCAGGGCCUGGUGCUGAGGAUGGCCAGGCAGCAGGCGCCACCCUGGAUCCAUGUAGCCCUCAUCCUCUUCCUCCUCAGCCUCGGAGGGGCCAUUGAGAUUCCGAUGGAUCUGACCCAACCCCCAACUAUCACCAAGCAGUCUGUGAAGGACCACAUCGUGGAUCCCCGCGAUAACAUUCUGAUUGAAUGUGAAGCUAAAGGCAACCCCGCCCCCAGUUUUCACUGGACUCGCAACAGCAGAUUCUUCAACAUUGCCAAGGACCCUCGGGUGUCCAUGAGGAGGAGGUCUGGGACCUUGGUGAUCGACUUCCGCAGUGGCGGGCGGCCUGAGGAGUAUGAAGGGGAGUACCAGUGCUUCGCCCGGAACAAAUUCGGCACUGCGCUUAGCAACCGCAUCCGCCUGCAGGUGUCCAAAUCACCCCUGUGGCCCAAGGAAAACCUAGACCCCGUUGUGGUCCAAGAGGGCGCCCCUUUGACACUGCAGUGCAACCCCCCACCUGGCCUCCCGUCCCCCGUCAUCUUCUGGAUGAGCAGCUCCAUGGAGCCCAUCACCCAGGACAAGCGUGUCUCCCAGGGUCAUAACGGGGACCUGUACUUCUCCAACGUCAUGCUGCAGGACAUGCAGACCGACUACAGCUGCAACGCGCGCUUCCACUUCACCCACACCAUUCAGCAGAAGAACCCCUUCACCCUCAAGGUCCUCACCACCCGAGGAGUUGCAGAAAGAACGCCUAGCUUCAUGUAUCCCCAAGGCACUUCAAGCAGUCAGAUGGUACUACGCGGCAUGGACCUGCUGCUGGAGUGCAUUGCCUCUGGGGUCCCAACACCAGACAUUGCAUGGUACAAGAAAGGUGGGGACCUCCCAUCUGACAAGGCCAAGUUCGAGAACUUUAACAAGGCUCUGCGCAUCACCAAUGUCUCCGAAGAGGACUCCGGGGAAUAUUUCUGCCUGGCCUCCAACAAGAUGGGCAGCAUCCGGCACACGAUCUCGGUGAGAGUAAAGGCUGCUCCAUACUGGCUGGACGAACCCAAGAACCUGAUCCUGGCUCCCGGUGAAGAUGGGAGGCUGGUGUGCCGAGCCAAUGGGAACCCGAAGCCGACCGUGCAGUGGAUGGUGAACGGAGAGCCUUUGCAAUCGGCACCACCCAAUCCCAACCGUGAGGUGGCCGGAGACACUAUCAUCUUCCGGGAUACUCAGAUCAGCAGCAGGGCAGUGUACCAAUGUAACACAUCCAACGAACAUGGCUACCUGCUGGCCAAUGCCUUCGUCAGCGUGUUAGAUGUACCCCCUCGGAUGCUGUCUCCCCGGAACCAGCUCAUCAGGGUGAUCCUGUACAACCGGACACGGCUGGACUGUCCGUUCUUUGGAUCUCCCAUUCCAACACUCCGAUGGUUUAAGAACGGGCAAGGAAGCAACCUGGAUGGUGGUAACUACCACGUCUACGAGAACGGCAGUCUAGAAAUCAAGAUGAUUCGCAAAGAGGACCAAGGCAUCUAUACCUGUGUGGCCACCAACAUCCUGGGCAAAGCUGAAAAUCAAGUCCGCCUGGAGGUCAAGGACCCCACCAGGAUCUACCGGAUGCCCGAGGACCAGGUGGCCAAGAGGGGCACCACGGUGCAGCUGGAGUGCCGCGUGAAGCACGACCCCUCCUUGAAGCUCACAGUCUCCUGGUUGAAGGACGACGAGCCGCUCUAUAUUGGAAACAGGAUGAAGAAGGAAGACGACUCCCUGACCAUCUUUGGAGUGGCAGAGCGGGAUCAAGGCAGCUACACAUGUAUGGCUAGCACCGAACUGGACCAGGACCUGGCAAAGGCCCAGCUCACUGUUCUAGCUGAUCAGGCCACUCCAACUAACCGUUUGACUGCCCUGCCCAAAGGGCGGCCAGACCGACCCAGGGACCUAGAGCUCACUGACCUGGCUGAGAGGAGUGUGAGGCUGACCUGGAUCCCAGGGGAUGACAACAACAGCCCUAUCACAGACUACGUCGUUCAGUUUGAAGAGGACCAGUUCCAACCAGGGGUCUGGCAUGACCACUCCAAGUUCCCAGGCAGUGUCAACUCAGCCGUCCUCCAUCUGUCCCCAUAUGUCAACUACCAAUUCCGAGUCAUCGCUGUCAACGAGGUCGGGAGCAGCCACCCCAGCCUUCCGUCCGAGCGGUAUCGCACCAGCGGGGCACCCCCUGAAUCCAAUCCCAGUGAUGUGAAGGGUGAAGGGACAAGAAAGAACAAUAUGGAGAUCACGUGGACGCCUAUGAAUGCUACCUCUGCCUUUGGCCCCAACCUGCGCUACAUUGUCAAGUGGCGGCGGAGAGAGACCCGAGAGACUUGGAACAAUGUCACAGUGUGGGGUUCUCGCUACGUGGUGGGGCAGACGCCUGUCUACGUACCCUACGAGAUCCGAGUCCAGGCUGAAAAUGACUUUGGGAAGGGCCCCGAGCCUGACACCGUCAUCGGGUACUCGGGAGAAGAUUAUCCCAGGGCUGCGCCCACUGAAGUUAAAAUCCGAGUCCUGAACAGCACAGCCAUCAGCCUUCAGUGGAACCGAGUCUACUCUGACACGGUCCAGGGCCAGCUCAGGGAGUACCGAGCUUACUACUGGAGGGAAAGCAGUUUGCUGAAGAACCUGUGGGUGUCUCAGAAGAGACAGCAGGCCAGCUUCCCUGGUGACCGUCCCCGGGGCGUGGUGGCUCGCCUGUUCCCCUACAGUAACUACAAGCUGGAGAUGGUUGUGGUCAAUGGGAGAGGUGACGGACCUCGAAGUGAAACCAAGGAGUUCACCACCCCGGAAGGAGUACCCAGUGCCCCCAGGCGUUUCAGAGUCCGACAGCCCAACCUGGAGACCAUCAACCUGGAGUGGGACCACCCAGAGCACCCCAACGGAAUCCUGAUUGGAUACACUCUCAGAUACGUGCCCUUUAAUGGAACCAAACUGGGAAAGCAGAUGGUGGAAAACUUCUCUCCCAACCAGACCAAGUUCUCGGUGCAGAGAGCAGACCCCGUGUCGCGUUACCGCUUCUCCCUCAGUGCCAGGACGCAAGUGGGCUCUGGAGAAGCAGCCACGGAGGAGUCCCCAGCACCUCCAAAUGAAGCUACUCCGACUGCAGCUCCUCCCACAUUGCCCCCGACUACCGUGGGUACCACAGACCUUGUGAGCAGUACUGAUGCUACUGCCCUUGCUGCCACCAGUGAAGCCACAACAGUUCCCAUCAUUCCAACCGUCGUACCUACCACCGUCGCCACCACCAUUGCCACAACUACUACAACCACUGCCGCCGCCACCACCACCACCACUACGGAGAGUCCUCCCACUACCACCACUGGGACUAAGAUUCACGAAACCGCCCCCGACGAGCAGUCCAUUUGGAACGUCACGGUGCUCCCCAACAGUAAAUGGGCCAACAUCACCUGGAAGCACAAUUUCAGGCCUGGAACUGACUUUGUGGUUGAGUACAUCGACAGCAACCAUACGAAAAAAACUGUCCCUGUUAAGGCCCAGGCCCAGCCUGUACAGCUGACAGACCUCUUUCCCGGGAUGACGUACACAUUGCGGGUAUAUUCCCGGGACAACGAGGGCAUCAGCAGUACCGUCAUCACCUUUAUGACCAGUACAGCUUACACCAAUAACCAGGCAGACAUCGCCACCCAGGGCUGGUUCAUCGGGCUCAUGUGUGCCAUUGCCCUACUGGUGCUGAUCCUUCUCAUCGUCUGCUUCAUCAAGAGGAGUCGCGGUGGCAAGUACCCAGUGCGAGAAAAGAAGGAUGUCCCCUUGGGCCCUGAAGACCCCAAAGAAGAAGAUGGCUCAUUUGACUACAGUGAUGAGGACAACAAGCCCCUUCAGGGCAGCCAGACAUCUCUGGAUGGCACCAUCAAGCAACAGGAAAGUGACGACAGCCUGGUGGACUAUGGCGAGGGAGGCGAGGGCCAGUUCAACGAAGACGGCUCCUUCAUCGGCCAGUACACUGUCAAAAAGGACAAGGAGGAAACAGAAGGCAAUGAGAGCUCAGAGGCCACGUCGCCAGUCAACGCCAUCUAUUCCCUGGCCUGACAGAACAUCCCAGGCACAGUGCUACUUUGCAAGUAGGAGGGGAGAGGGGAGAUGAAGCAACUGCAGACCUACCACAAAGCCACAACACCUUCAGGGACAAGGGUACAACAUGGGGGUCUGCCAAGCUGUGAGGACCAGUGACCACCCAGCUACCCACAACCCCCUCCUAGCGAUGCCCCAUUACCCUUGGGUGCCAUUAGAUGGGAAAAUUAGAGCUACACCCAUUGGAAGGAGUCCUAGUCCGUUGCCCUGUCUCAUGGCCAUCCUGAGCGUCCCACCACAAUGGCUGCCCUUGAUCUCCGCUCACGCUUGUUCAUUUCUAUUUAUUGCUUACAAUAUUUUCAUUC